Molecule: messenger RNA, 2379 nt
Organism: Gasterosteus aculeatus aculeatus (three-spined stickleback)
Lineage: Eukaryota; Metazoa; Chordata; Actinopteri; Perciformes; Gasterosteidae
Product: fibrinogen-like protein 1
Biological process (GO): platelet aggregation; blood coagulation; blood coagulation, common pathway
Cellular component (GO): fibrinogen complex
Molecular function (GO): extracellular matrix structural constituent; protein-macromolecule adaptor activity
Source: RefSeq, a predicted model, not a curated record
UAGAGAAUCAGGCAUUUCUUCAGUUCCUCCUCCUCGCACAAGGCUUUGUUUGGCGUGUGUGGGGAACAGUUAAAAACAACAAAUCUCGAACAAUUAGAAGUCUCCUUCUUGCUUGGCGUCUUAUCUUUCAGUUUAGCCGUGGAAACAAUAAGAGGAAUGGGAGGCUCACGGCUGUUGCUCACGGGAAUGCUAGUCAUCGCAGCUUGCUCUCAAUAUCUCUGUGCAUUAAGCAGUUGCAGUGAAGAGGUGGCUCGUUUGCGGGAACAGGAGACACUUCUGAGGGGCCAGCUUCAGAGACAAGAGCUCCUCCUACACAUACUGCAACUGCCGAGCCAAGCGGGAAAAGAGGUAACAGCUGGACCUGACCAGAGCCAGAACACCGAGUCCACAGACUGCUCUGAGAUCUUCAGUUCUGGCUCAAAAUCAAGCGAUUUCUACACAAUCAAACCCCAUGGCAGCCCUCACCCAGUCAGAGUGUACUGUGAUAUGAGUGAUGGAGGUGGGUGGAUCGUACUUCAGAGACGGAUUGAUGGGAGGGAGAGGUUUAACAGGUCGUGGGUAGAGUAUAAAGAUGGUUUUGGAGACAUGGCCGCUGAGUUUUGGCUCGGAAAUGACAACCUGCAUUACAUCACCACACAAGGGAACUUUUCUCUGCGGAUUAACCUGGAAGACUUUGGUGGUUACCAGGGAUAUGCCGAGUAUAAGAACUUCAAAGUGGCAAAUGAAAAGGAUCACUACCGACUGACCUUUGGAACCUACGUAGGUACAGUUGGAGAUGCUCUGUCUGGAAGAUAUCAGGUUGGUGUGACAGAGUGGGCCAGUCACCAGGGCGUCCAAUUCAGCACCUACGAUAAGGACAACGACAACUACAAAGGAAACUGCGCGCAGGAAGACAAAGGAGGCUGGUGGUUCAACAAGUGUCACUCAGCCCACCUUAAUGGCAUGUACUACUCCAAUGGGUUCUACAAUGGGUUGACGGAUGAUGGUGUGGUUUGGUACCCAUGGAGAGGAUGGUGGUACUCCCUGAAGACGAGUGUCAUGAAGCUGCGACCUACCAACUACAAAAUUGAUCCCAUCAAUGACUCCAACGCUGUUCCUCAGAGACCAUCUUCCUAGAUCACACAAGAGGGGUUAAACCAGUCGUAGCUUCACUAUUUUGGUCUGAAACAGUUGGGAAAACGCAUCCCCUAUAACAUUUUGACGAAGCUCUCCGUGCAGUGUGAUGAACUAGAAUCUAGGUCCAACGUACUGGGCAGACUGCUUUUACAUGUGAUACACUUGCCUACUAAAUGAUGAAUGUCUAGGUCUACGAUGUACUACAUUUAAUAGGCACUUGUUUCACAUGUAAACUUAUUAUAAUUAUUAAAAAUAAGGAUCUUUGGUGUCAUUUUAUGAACUUAAUAAGAAGUCGGCCAAUAUUAAUCUUCACCUGCAUUAAGGUCGUUUCCAGGUAUAACACUUCAAAUAGGUCAUCUUAAUGGAAUUUUAGGAUCCACUUCAAAAUUGGCCAGGGACAUCUUAAGAGCUUUGUGAUAAAAAAUAUAGUAAAAGCUUUAUGUUUCAUGGAAUGGCAUAGUGGCCAUUUUGCUGUCAUUAACCAUCAAAUCUGUUCCGAACUUGCCAUGCUUGAUGACAUGAGAUGUCAACAAGCCAAUCUUCAAUCAUAGUCAUGGUGCCAUCGACUGGCAACAGGAAGUCAGCGUUAUCUAGCAAACUGCAUCCACAUUACGUGACAUUUACAUUAUGUUUUCUACACUUGAUAUAGAGCAACAUAGUGGAUAAAGGAAGUGGUGGAAUAUUUGUAAUUCAUCAUUUUCAGCAUCACACAUUACAUGCAUGAAAAAAAACUUCCAACUCAUACACAAGGUGUCUGAUAGUCACAGAGAUUCACAACCGCGUCAACGACUGUCCCGCCAGUGUCUUUGAUUAUUGCUAUAUCAGUUGCUGUGAAAUCAUGUUUCAAAUUCUAAAAACGCAUUAAAAUAUAACUCUAACUUCUCAGAAACGCUUCCUGUGCCAUUUGAUUGUGUAAAGGUGGAGUAAAUGUAACCAAGACUAACCAAAGAUUAAAUCGCCCACCUUUCUAAGGCUGAUUGAAAUGGUACACUUUCAAAAUAUAAUGCAAUCUUUAAAGACUUUAGCAGCUCAUACAGCAAUGUACUUGCAAAAGGAGUCGUGAAUCCUUUGGCCUAGUUUAGAUACAUGAGGAAGUUAUAACUUACUACAUGUAUAGCACGUUGCUUAAUGUUAUGGUGGAGAAAAGAGAAAUCUGAAUCAAGCAUGUGUGUGCCAGACACAACUGGAAUAAUUAGACUAAGGAAGCUCUUGUAUCAAAAGAAUGUAACAUAACAUGAAUGCAAUAAAAAAGGUGCACAAUGA